This is a messenger RNA of Apis cerana (Asiatic honeybee), 2604 nucleotides long. Its product is annotated as tetratricopeptide repeat protein 39B. The record is from RefSeq and is a predicted model, not a curated record. Gene Ontology annotation, molecular function: protein binding. NCBI's taxonomy places the organism in Eukaryota, Metazoa, Arthropoda, Insecta, Hymenoptera, Apidae.
CGUGUACAGUUGUAUCCUUAUCGUAAGUAGUAUAUAUCUAUAUACUUACUUAUGUUGAUCCGACUCGAUUCACCUGUCAUAAUCAGUAUACCGUCAGUCGGUUGCGUACAUUUUAUGCCGUUAUGUUUGUAGCGGCGUGUUUCAAGAAUUCUUGUAAAUCUCGAAUAAAAAUGUAAAAAUAACUAUAAUUUGUUAUAGCAUUUAUACAUAUCCAUAAUCUGGUCAUGUUAGCUUAGAGAUGUUAUUAAAUAAACAUUAAUUUCAUUGCUUUUUUUGUGAAUUUAUUCUUCUAUCUUUUGACAUUUGAUGGUUUAAUGCAUAUUUCAAAUAUUAAUUCAAAAUGUCGGACAUCGAAGAAGAUGAGUUUCAAGAUGCUCAGGAAUCUUUACCACAGCCUACUUCUAUGGAUUUGGAUACAGCAAUAAUGGAGGCAAAAAAAGCGAUACAUUAUUUUUUUAAUAAUGAUUUUGAAGAAGCAAGAAAAAUUAUGGAGCCAUGGGCAAGCAGUAGCAUGUAUCAUUCUUUAGGAACAAGUAUAUUUGCAUUCCUCGAGGCUAUUCUUACAUUUGAACAAAAAUACAUUGAAAAGGCAGCUGGAGCUGUAAAACAGUGCAUGACUGUGUGCUUGAAGCAACGUAAACAUGUAACAUUAACACAAAAUAUUGGCAAAAUGGUGAAGAAGACUAAUUAUGAUGCUUAUUCAAUUGACGAAGUGCAUGCAGAACUCUGUUAUGCUGAGUCACUUUUUUUAAAAUCAAUGCUCACGUUCGUGGAGGACGAAACUUUGGUCAGCUUUGUUAAAGCUGGAUUGAAAAUUCGUACCUGUUUUCUAUCAUAUAAAGAAUGUUUAACAAUUUUAAAUAAUCGCAAAUGGGAAAAUGAUGCUUAUAAAAUACAUUUUGAAAGUGGAGUUCGCACUGGUAUUGGUGCAUUUAAUUUGAUGAUCUCUCUAUUGCCAGCAAAAAUCAUUAAACUUUUAGAAUUUAUUGGAUUUUCGGGUGAUAAGGAAUAUGGUUUGUCAGAAUUAGAAGCAGGAUAUCAAGAAAGAAGGGGAUUACGACAUGUAUUGUGUGCAAUGUUUCUUUUAUCUUACAAUCUGCUGGUAUCGUUUGUUUUAAGUCAUACCGACGGUGAUCUAGACUGGUGUGAAAAAGUUUUGGAAGAAGAAUUGAGUCUUUAUCCAAAUGGCGUAUGGUUUUUAUUUUUUAAAGGAAGAUUAGAAUUAACGAGAGGGAAAUUUGAAAACUCUUUAGAAUGGUAUACUAAAUCUUGGAAAAGUCAAGAUUUAUGGCCUCAAUUUCAUCAUAUUUGUUUUUGGGAAUUAAUGUGGGCACAUUGUUCGCUCCAGCAAUGGAAUCAAGCUGCAAUGUUCGCCGGUCACUUAGCUGAAGAAUCACAUUGGUCACGUACAAUUUAUUUGUAUCAAAGAGCUGCGAUACUUAUGAUGCAAAAUCCAUCGGUACAAAGUGAAGAAAAACAAACGAUAGAUACUUUAAUGAUGCAAGCGCCUACUUUUAAACAACGUAUUGCGGGUAAAUCAUUACCAAUGGAAAAAUUUGUAAUAAAAAAAACUGAACGAUAUUUUGCUCAAAAGAAAAGCCUAGUACUUCCUAUAUUUGAACUUAUGUAUGUAUGGAAUUUGUUUCGCAUAGUAGGAAAACGACAAGAUUUAAUGUUAAACAUGUUUAAAGUAAUUGAAGAAGCUGAAAAAAAACUUGUGAAAACUUCGAAAACAGAAUUUCAUGCAGAUAAUGAAGCACUUUUAUCGCUUCUAAAAGGUGCUUGUUUGCGACAAUUGAAACAUCCUCUUUCAGCUGAAAAUUGUUUAAAACGCGUUCUCGAAUUGGAUAAACUAAUCAAGGAAGAUACUUAUUUACUUCCUUAUGCAACAGUAGAAUUAGCUUUGUUGGCACAAGAUCAAGGAAAUAUUCAACUCGCUCUUGGAUAUUUAGAGGAUGCUAAAAAAAAUUUUACUGGAUAUUUAUUGGAAUCUAGAUUACAAUUUAGGAUUCAUUCUGAUUUAAUGAAAUUGACUGGAAAGAAAGCAGAAGAUAUUUUAAUGUAAUAUAGUACCUGAAAAAUAAGUUUUUUGUAAGAAAUAAUUCAUUACUGUCAAUAGCAAUACUAUUGCUAUUGAUUUCAGGCACUAUCAAUUUUUGUUGAUAAUUUAUUUUUAUAUAAUAACUUAUUAUAUGAUCUUUAAUACUUUUUCUAGAACUAUUUGCUUCUACUGUUUAAAAUUACUCUAAAUUAUUUCUUUUUUUAUUGUAAAAAUAUUUAAAUAUUAUAAUUUUUACAUAAUGUAUACAUAUACUGUACAUUAUGAUGUGUAUAUUGCGAAAGAUUAUGGUAAAAAGGUUUAGGAAAAAAAUUAUUUUUUUAAUUUCAAUUAUUUGUAUUAUAAAAAAAAAAUGUAUAAUUGUAUAAUGCAUCAAUUUAAUCGGUGGUAGUAAAAUUAUCACAGUCGUUUAUGUUAAUAAGUUCACCAAUAUAUAUAUUAUAUUUAUAAUGAAUUAUAAUGUAUAGUGAAUUAUACAUUAUAUAUGAAAUAUGAAAAAGGGAUAUAAAAUGGAAAUAAAAAAUAAUUUAUGGCUGAUCAAACUA